AUGAGAAUAUUAAUUGUAAAUGGAUAUGGGAAAUCAGAAACUGGUAAACAAUAAUUUGAACGAUAUUGCGGAUAAAUACGAAAAGUAAACCUUCUGCAAUAUAAAUAGUUAUUUUUGAAUUAAAAAGAAUUGCUGGACACGGAGACUGAAUUUUUUUCUAGAGAUGCAAAUGAUUUAGAUGAAUUCCUUUACGAUCAAGAUUCAGGUUAUUCUAAAUAAGAGGCUGCGAAUUAAUUUAACUUCAUAGAUUUUGUUUUCAUAGAAAUAGAUGCAAACCUUAGACCAUGGUCCAAACAUUUAAAAAAAGUUAUGGUGCUUAUUAGAAUGUGUCUAAGAACUAAUAAGGUUUUAUUGGCCACAGCUGGAGCCAUGCAAGCAUUGGUGUUUUUUGUAGCUACGAACUUAGAAACUCCAGUUGAAGUAGUAAAUGGUCCCUAAGGUGGUCCUCUUGGUGAUAUGAGCAAACUGCAAAAGUCACUAGAUUAAAUAACAAGGAAUGAAUAUUUUUUAGACAGCAUAACAGGGGAUCUCUAUGGAAUCUACUUCGAUAAGAUUGAAUCAGCAAAUUGCUGGAUACCAAUAGCGAAUUGUGGUAUACACUCUCGAAGAGCUGUUGAAGAGUUUAAUACAGUUGGAAAGUAUAUGUUAUAGGCUCCAGUUUAUAAGCCUUAGAAAAUAAAGGAAAUUUAUGGGCUUUAUACAUCCACAUAGGAUGAGGAAAUAUGCAUGAUAAAAAAGAACUUUGUUUAAAAUUACUUAUUUAAGGAUGUAAAGUAAGAAUUUUUAGUUCAUUCUAAACAUGCAUGGGACAUCCAUUCAUUCAACGUAUUAAAUCCAAAGAAGACAUUUGUUAUUUUAGCAGAUUCAUCAAAAGGACCUCAAGUCAUUACAGUAAAUGAAAAUAUUGUGGGUUUACAAUUUGACAUUAAUCCCAAAUAUCCAGAAACACAAUCAAUCCUUAGGAAUUUCAUUAUCCAUUAUUUGAUUUAAAUACGAUCUUGUGUUAAUAAACCAUUAACUAUCUAAUAAGCUAAUAAUGAUUUAAGAAAAAACAAAUUAGAUUUGGAGAAUAUGACUAAAUAAUAAGCAGAGAGCUAAUAGAAGGGUGAGAGAACGGUUUUUAAUUUUGAAGUGUUGACUAAAUUUAAGCAUGUGGGAUUCACAGGUAAAAAGGCAAAGAAAUUGGAGAUCGUUAUGAAUAAUGCUAUAAAUGAUCAAGGACAAUUGCAAGAGGCUAUGAAAACUAUGAGAUAGAAGCAGUCUCCAAGGACUAAGCAAUCAACAGAGGAGACUGAUCUGGAGAAGUCUAAGUUCGCUAAGUUUUCAACCAAAUUGAAUCAUGAACAUAGGGAUACAACUGAGAAGUUCAAUAAAACAGCUGCUGAAAUUAGAUAGAUGUUGCAUCCCAAUAUAGAUGAAUAAUUAUUGCCUGAGAAUGAGCCUUUGUGGGUACCUGGAACUAUGAACACCUCAAUGUUAGCCAGUACUGGACAGAGGAUUAGAUAGAGACCCUAAUCUACAACUUAAAGUCGGACAUUUAAAUUGACUAGAGUUCAAACUGCAAAAUCCAGAGUAUCAAAGGGCACUACUAAGGAGGAUUAUGAUUUGUGCAGAGAACAUCCAAUAGUCAGAUGCUCAUCUCCAUAUAUUACAAAUUUGGAAAAGGAUAGGUUGGAUCAGAAAUAAAAGGAUAAAUAAAUAAUUGGACCAAGAAGCAUCAGGACGAGUGUUGUGAGCACUAUUAAGGGGGGGACUCCCUUUAUUUUGUAUGACAAUCCAUACAGCAAUCCGGCAGAUUUCAAACAUAGGGAUGAAAACAAGACUAGGUGGGUGGGUGGCCAGAAUUUCAGAGUUUGUUGA
Molecule: messenger RNA, 1860 nt
Organism: Paramecium tetraurelia
Lineage: Eukaryota; Ciliophora; Oligohymenophorea; Peniculida; Parameciidae
Exons: 4
Source: RefSeq, a predicted model, not a curated record